This is a messenger RNA of Cavia porcellus (domestic guinea pig), 4264 nucleotides long. It is a transcript of the gene Garem2, whose product is annotated as GRB2 associated regulator of MAPK1 subtype 2. The record is from RefSeq and is a predicted model, not a curated record. Bases 110 to 2764 code for a protein of 884 amino acids. NCBI's taxonomy places the organism in Eukaryota, Metazoa, Chordata, Mammalia, Rodentia, Caviidae. The transcript is spliced from 6 exons.
GAGACAGGAGCCCAGUCCUCAGUUUCCUCAUUUCUAAAAUGGACAGAAGCACAAGUGACAAUCUGGCGACAGGCGCCGCACCGCGCAGCGCUGCGCCGGGCCCGGGGUGAUGUCAGGCGCCGGGAUUCCUCAUCAGCCCCGGUUCACGCCCGGCUGUCCACCUGCCGUCGCCGGGCUGCAGUUUGCCCACAAGCCAGCUGGGGCUCAGGAGGAGUCCGCCUCUCCCGGCUCCGAGAGCGGAGGUCGCACAGCCGGCCAGGACCGGCCCCGGGCGCGGCUCCCGGCAGGGGAAUACGCUGAGGGGGUCAGUGAGCGAGACAUCCUGCUUAUCCACUCCUGCCGCCAGUGGACAACGGUGACAGCCCACACACUGGAGGAGGGCCACUAUGUCAUUGGGCCCAAGAUCGACAUCCCCCUGCAGUACCCAGGCCUGGCUCUGCACCUUGAAUGCCCCUGUGCAGGGAAGUUCAAGCUCCUGGAGCAGGCCCGGGAUGUGCGGGAGCCGGUGAGGUACUUCAGUAGCGUGGAGGAGGUGGCCAGUGUCUUCCCCGACCGCAUCUUUGUGAUGGAAGCCAUCACCUUCAGCGUCAAGGUGGUGUCAGGCGAGUUCAGCGAGGACAGCGAGGUGUACAACUUCACGCUGCACGCGGGCGAUGAGCUCACACUCAUGGGCCAGGCGGAGAUACUGUGUGCGAAGACUACCAAGGAGCGCUCGCGCUUCACCACGCUGCUGCGCAAGCUAGGCCGCGCCGGGGCGCUGGCCGGGGUGGGCGGCUGCGGCCCGGGAGGCGCGGGGACGGCGGGCGGCGGCGGGGGCACCAGGCCUGUCAAAGGCAAGAUGCCCUGCCUCAUCUGCAUGAACCACCGCACCAACGAGAGCCUGAGUCUGCCCUUCCAGUGCCAGGGCCGCUUCAGCACGCGCAGCCCGCUGGAGCUGCAGAUGCAGGAGGGCGAGCACACGGUGCGCGCCAUCAUCGAGCGCGUGCGGCUGCCGGUGAACGUGCUGGUGCCCAGCCGGCCACCGCGCAACCCCUACGACCUGCACCCGGUGCGGGAGGGGCACUGCUACAAGCUGGUCAGCAUCAUCUCCAAGACCGUGGUGCUGGGGCUGGCGCUCCGCCGCGAGGGCCCGGCGCCGCUGCACUUCCUGCUGCUCACCGACACGCCGCGCUUCGCGCUGCCGCAGGGCCUGCUGGCCGGGGACCCGCGGGUCGAGCGCCUGGUGCGGGACAGCGCCUCCUACUGUCGCGAGCGCUUCGACCCGGACGAGUACUCCACGGCCGUGCGCGAGGCGCCCGCCGAGCUGGCCGAGGACUGCGCCAGCCCGCGCCGCGCGCGCCUCUGCCUGCCCGCGCCGCGCGCCCCCGGCCCCGUCCGCGCGCCCGGCCCGGGCCCUCCGGCGCCCCCUGGCGACGGCGAGCAGGAGUACGUGAGCCCCGACUGGGCGGGCGCGCCCGAGAUCCCCUACGAGGAGCUGUGGGCGCCCCCGGCGCCGGCGCCCGCGCCCGACCUCAUCUCCUUCGGGGCCGCCCCGCCGCCGCCGCCGCCGCCGCCGCCGGGUCGCGAGCCGGAGCCGCCGCCGCCGCCCGUCCCUCCCAAGUCCGAGGCGGUGAAGGAGGAGUGCCGCCUGCUCAACGCGCCCCCUGUGCCUCCCCGGGGCGGCGGUGGCCGGCCGGCGGCGGGCAGCCCCCCUGUGCCGCCCCGCUUCCCCAAGCUGCAGCCCGUGUACUCGCCCAGCUCCAGCCUCUCCUACUACUCCUCCGGCCUCCCGGAUGGGGCGGGUUCCCGCAGUGGCAGUGGCUCCCCGUCGCCGGAUGCCUACUCCCUCUAUUGCUACCCCUGUACCUGGGGAGACUGCAAGGUGGGCGACUCUUCUAGCCGCCCACCCCCGGGACCCCAGCCCUCAACAACCACACAGCCCAGCCAGGCCUCACGGGCCCUCGCAGAGCCUCUGAAUGGGAGAACCACCUCCCUCUUGGGCGGUGACACGCUGGUCAAGACCUACCAUGGCUGCCCGCCUCUUUUCAAGUCCUCUCACCCCCAGAAACGAUUUGCCCCACUAGGGGCUCUCAACCCUUUCUCUGGGCCCAGCUACCCCUCGGGCCCUCCUGCGAUCUCUGCUGGGCCCACAGCCACCUCGGGCUCCCUGGCUCCCUCCAGCCCUGCUCAUUCCCCUGGACCAGCCUCACCAGGUCGAGCCUACUCCGCUGUUCUGCCCACUUCCCAGGCGACCUCUGAGUGGCAGGAGCCAGCCUUGGAGCCCUUGGAUCCCUUCGAGCUGGGCCAGAGCAGCUCUCCGGAGCCUGGGCUGCUGCGCUGCCAGGAGCCCAGAGCUGUGGGGGCACCUGGGCCUGGACCCCGCCUUUCACCACUUGGUCCCCCCAAGGUUUUUGAGCCCGAUGGUUUGGUGCCAAGGCAGGCACCCACACCACUGUCACCAGCAGCUCUGCAGGGCUCUGAGGCAGGAGGAGCCCGCCUCUUUCUCAGCCAAGGGUGCCUGGAAGGGACUCUCGCCAGUCCCAGGGACACCCCCUCCUGGCAGCCCCCUGCGGACCUGUCUGCGCUCUCCCUGGAGGAAGUCUCCCGAAGCCUGCGCUUCAUCGGGCUCGCGGAGGACGUGGUGAACUUCUUUGCCCGAGAGCGCAUUGACGGCAGCAUCUUUGUGCAGCUCAGCGAGGACAUCCUGGCUGACGACUUCCACCUCACCAAGCUGCAGGUCAAGAAGAUCAUGCAGUUCAUCAAGGGCUGGCGGCCCAAGAUCUGAGCUGCCAGCUCGGGCCGCACCGCUGCAGUGCUGGCAUGGGGCUCUGGGAGCAGUGGAGGGUCUGUGGGAACCACCCUCCUGGAGAGAGGGGUCCUGCCUGUUGUAGGGAGACUCUGUACCAGGACCCAGUCACUCUGCAGCCGCUCAGCGAUGCACAGACCCACAGGGCACCUGCUGUCUCUGGGCAGGGUGUGUGGGAGGGGAGGCACUGCCGGGAACUUGGCCUGUGAUUCAGAGGGUGUGUGUGUGUGUGUGUGUGUGUGUGUGUGUGUGUGAGGCAGUGGCCUUCACGGCGAUGGAUCACCUUUCCUGCCCUGCCCUGCUGCAGCCCUUUUGCAGCAGAUGGGUUCAGGUUAGAGAGAUGGGAAGAAAAUGGCCCAUAAUUCAAGCACAGAUUCCCAAGUGCCCACUGCCUUUGUGCUCCAUGCCCAGUAAGGGGUGCAGCUUCUUGUUGCUGGGUGGCCGUUCUUCCCCCGUGGUGUCCAUGAGGUAGGUCCCUGACCCUGAGCACAGAUGACUCAAGUACUAACCUGUGCUCGGCACCUCAGAGGCCUCACGCCUGGGCCCCGUUUCAUGGGCGAUGACGUGGGAAGAGCCCUGUUUUGCUGCUGAUUUCUCUGGUUGGGGCACCUGGCAGGUGCUCCCUGGCCGCCUGGUGCCCUGGGUCCCUGCUGUCUGUCCUGUUGGCUAGGACUCCAGUCUCCUGACUGUGUGGGGAGAGCAGCUGGAUUUAGGACACUUGAUCCCAGAAACAAGCAACCCCCAUUCCCAUCAUCUCUUGCCCCCGGCAUUUGGCUCUGAGCGCUUGGUGGCCUCCCCUGGUUUCCUGGCACUGGCAUGGGGCACAGUCGGGGCAGAUGGCAGCUUGUGGCUUGGGAGACACUGCCUUUCACUCCUGCAGCUCAGUGCUGUGCUGUUGACACGCUCUAGAGACCUUGGUGCCUUUCAGCCUUUCCUUUAUACUGGGGAUUGAACCCAGGGCCUGGUGCGUGACAGACAAAUGCUCUACCACUGAGCUCCAUCCCUGCCCAGCUCUUUUAGAUUUUCUGUUUUGAGAUGGUCUUGCUAAAUUGGCCAGGCUGCUUCAAACUUAAAAUCCUCCUGCCUCAUCCUCUCCAGGAGCUGGGACUACAGAUAUGUGCCACUGCCUGGCCAAGUGCCCAGCAGUCUUGAGCACGGCGACCUGGGUAGGAUCCAGUGCUCUGGUCGUUGUGUACAGGCUCCCAGCCAGAGCACACUGCUCCUCCCACCCGCUGGUAUCAGUGCGCAGAGUGGACAGCCCUCUCUUCUGCCUUAACUGGUCUGCCUAGGUAUUUAUUUCCUGUUUCUUCCUGCGAGUAGCUAAGCCAUGCUGACACCGGACCCUUAUCCCUGCCCCAGCUGAGGGAGCGAAGUCAGAGUAGAGCAGAGACUGCGUGCUCAGAUACUGGGUUUUCUCACAGACGGCUUACUGAAUCCUCAAGGACUAGUGAAAUAAAUGCUAGCCCACCGAGGACUGCA